Gracilinanus agilis (Agile Gracile Mouse Opossum) is the source of this 1459-nucleotide messenger RNA. RefSeq names its product high mobility group nucleosomal binding domain 3 (gene HMGN3). The coding region runs from base 165 to 572 and encodes 135 amino acids. The record is from RefSeq and is a predicted model, not a curated record. Gene Ontology annotation, cellular component: nucleus; chromatin. Gene Ontology annotation, biological process: chromatin organization. The transcript is spliced from 6 exons. Gene Ontology annotation, molecular function: nucleosomal DNA binding. Lineage: Eukaryota; Metazoa; Chordata; Mammalia; Didelphimorphia; Didelphidae.
CGGUCUGGGUCACCCGAGAGUCCCCGUAGCUGGUUGCUGGUUGCUGCCGCCUGUAAGUGCCCUGCGCUUGUGCAGCAGCAGCAGCAGCAGCAGCCGCCGCCGCCACCGCAACAGCACCUCCAGCUCCAUUGCUUUACUUUUCUGCAGCCCAAACAGGGGACAUUAUGCCGAAGAGAAAGUCUCCAGAGGGUGCCGAGGGCAAAGAUGCAGCUAAAGUAACUAAACAAGAGCCCACAAGACGGUCUGCAAGAUUGUCAGCUAAACCUGCACCACCAAAACCUGAACCAAAACCAAGAAAAACCACUAAGAAGGAACCCGGGGCAAAGGCUACCAAAGGCGCCAAAGGGAAGAAGGAUGAGAAGCAGGAAUCUGGAAAGGAAGGUACUACUACACCGUCUGAAAAUGGUGAAACUAAAGCUGAAGAGAUUCGCAUCUAUCGCUCAACUGUUAGUGUUUCAACAUCCCGAGGUGCCCCACCCAGCACACUGUCAGUAAAAGGGCAGAUUGAAACAGUGAAAGUUAAGGGUACGGUAGAGAAUGUCUGCCUGUGUGCAGUGGCUAGAAUCAGAUAGUAGUGUGCCGCUUUUCAUUAUGAACAGUGGAAGCUCGCAGGUAAGGAAGGCUGCUUGUGACAAGCUUUCUGAAAAGCAGAGCCCGAUAAAACACAGAAGUGUGUUUGUGGGUAUGUAUGCCUGUCUUGUCUGCGGAGCACCUACAAUGGACAUAGGCUUUGCAGUGGAGCUGCUUUAGGGAGGGAUGCUUUCAAAUCAAUCGAUUGAUCGAUCAAUAAAUCGAUAAAUAAUAAAGCCGGCAUUGUGUCAGUGGGGUGGCUUGUAACGUCUUGGGGGGGUUCCGAGUCUGGUUAAUAACGGCCUUCUUCUCUUUUUCGUUUUUUGUUUUGUUUUUUUUUUCUUUCCAUAGGCACGGAAAACUGAAUCUGUAGGUGACAAGGGAGAAUGAAUUGUCACGGAAAUUGGGGGUGGAUUUUAUGUACCUCUCGGGACAACUUUUAAAAGAUAUUUUUAUCAAGUAUUUUGUAAAUGCUAAUUUUCUAGGACUAUGAUAGGCGGCAUAUUAAAAAAAUGUAUAUCGAUGAAUAUUUUCCCUUCUCAUAACAAUGCUUUUUUGGAAGCCCUCCUCGCCCCUCAUCACCUCCCCUGACACACACACAUCCUCCCCCCCCCCAAAGUAAUAUGAACAUCAGUUGAAUAUUGGAAGCCGUGUGUAAAAUUGGAUCAGCAUUCCACGCACUUGCUUUGAAAAUUAGUCCUGUGCAGACGGUGGUGUUUUUACUGUGCAUAUUUGAAUUUUUCAUGCAGUUUUUCUAGAGCAAUAAUCAGUGGUGCUUUUGUACUUAGGUUUUAUGUGAUUUUAAUGAAACAUGGAUACUUGUGGCCACCUGCUGACUAUUUUUGGUUCUUUUAAUGGUUUAAAAUAAAAGGUUUUCUUGCCUGCAAAA